Molecule: messenger RNA, 656 nt
Organism: Zea mays
Lineage: Eukaryota; Viridiplantae; Streptophyta; Magnoliopsida; Poales; Poaceae
Product: 40S ribosomal protein S27
Exons: 4
Coding region: 164-424 (86 amino acids)
Biological process (GO): translation
Cellular component (GO): ribosome
Molecular function (GO): structural constituent of ribosome
Source: RefSeq, a predicted model, not a curated record
GAAGAUAUAAUGAUGAGCCAGCAGGUUGGACGGUCGAGAUUCUCCAAAUCCUAGUAGCCGACUAGCCGUCCGCGCAAAACCCUCCCUGCUCAGACUCGUCUGCUGCAGCUCCUCCUCCGCCGCCGUAUCAAACGCACUCUCCUCCGCCGCCGCCCGAGGCAAGAUGGUUCUCCAGAACGACAUCGACCUUCUGAACCCGCCGGCAGAGCUCGAGAAACUCAAGCACAAGAAGAAGCGCCUCGUCCAAUCCCCCAACUCCUUCUUCAUGGAUGUCAAGUGCCAGGGAUGCUUCAGCAUAACCACGGUUUUCAGCCACUCCCAGACUGUUGUUGUGUGCCCAGGCUGCCAAACUGUUCUCUGCCAGCCCACGGGAGGAAAGGCGAGGCUCACGGAGGGAUGCUCUUUCCGCCGGAAGGGAGACUAGAGUGGAGUCUGUUAUUAGUACUGGAUCGGUUGUCAAUCUCCAGUAUGUGGAUUCAAAUUUUGCUCUGUGCCCAGACGUUAAGGUCAUGAACUACCUUAGCUAAGGCUUUCCGCAUGUUGUUCUGGUGCUGCUAUGUAUCGCACGUUGGUUAUUGCUGAACUUAUAGCUUGUUUGGUUCGGAUUAUGAUAAACCAAAUGGAUAUUUGAAUUAUAUUAUGGGGCACUUGUCGUU